Thalassophryne amazonica is the source of this 3319-nucleotide messenger RNA. It is a transcript of the gene usp1, whose product is annotated as ubiquitin specific peptidase 1. Gene Ontology annotation, biological process: protein deubiquitination; regulation of DNA repair. Gene Ontology annotation, cellular component: cytosol; nucleus. Gene Ontology annotation, molecular function: cysteine-type deubiquitinase activity; cysteine-type endopeptidase activity. Bases 250 to 2550 code for a protein of 766 amino acids. The transcript is spliced from 9 exons. The record is from RefSeq and is a predicted model, not a curated record. NCBI's taxonomy places the organism in Eukaryota, Metazoa, Chordata, Actinopteri, Batrachoidiformes, Batrachoididae.
GGUUACCAACCUUGUGAAUGCCGCACUUAUUUAAAUAUUUAUGUCAUGUCGGUCGAGUUUUAGACCGGCGGCACAAUAGCCACCUCGGCAUGCAGCAGGAAAAAGCGCCAACUUCUGCAGCACGGAUUGAAUCGUCAAAAUCCCUAUAACCUGCUUUUACAUCUGAUAUUCAGUCAAAUAUAAAGAGUUUCCAUUUGACAUGAUUCGAGGGUGGUGUUGCAACUUCAUUGUGAAAAGUCAGGAGAGAAAAUGCCAGGUCUGCAGGGUGACAAUGUUGUGGCUUCACUCGGAAGUCCGAUUAAGAAGAGCAAACUGUCCCUGAAGUUCUUCCAGAAGAAAGAUACCAAACGGGCCCUGGAUUUCUCAGAACCUCUCGGAGAUGAAGCCAAGACAGAUGGACCAGUGGAGGCCAAGGCAAGUGAUCAGGUGGUGCCUGGUCCGGCUGUGUGUCCUGCCUCACCGUGUCUUCUUAUGCCAUGUGACAAGAGAGAGAACUUGGUGCCGUUUGUUGGCCUGAACAAUCUGGGCAACACCUGCUACCUGAACAGUAUUCUACAGGUGUUGUACUACUGCCCGGGUCUCAGAGAAGGCAUUAAGAAAUUGUACAAUCUAUCCAAACAGAAAGACAAACCGAAGGAAGAAAGUGAUAAAAGUGAAGAGCAGGCAGAUGGAGCAGGUGCGACGCUGCCCCCUCACAUGGAGCUCCUCGGGAGCUUCAACAGCCUGAUCACAUCAGUGGAGCAGCUGCAGUCCAACUUUCUGCUUAACCCCGGCAACUUCACUGAAGGAGAGCUCGCUACACCACCACGGAACAUACUGCACACACUCAGGCAGCUGAACCCGAUGUACGAAGGCUAUCUUCAACAUGAUGCCCAGGAGGUGCUGCAGUGCAUUCUGGGAUAUAUCCAAGAGGCCUGUGACACCAUCAGGAAGGAACGGGAGUUGGACCAAAAUGGUGAUGUAGCUGAGGGCCACAUGGAGAGCGGCGCCCACGUGGUUUCCAGCAAUGAUGUGUCUGAUUCCAAAAGUCCCAAAGAGGAAGACGGCCAAGUGGGUGGCAAGAGGAAGAGCAACACAGAGGUGGGAAAUGCCAAAAAGAAGUCAAAGUCCAGCAAGACAAAGAAAUCUGAGGCUGAGGUCUGUGUCAGCGUAAAUAAACCUGUUACACGCUCCAAAAGGAAGUCCUCCAGUGACAUCACAACAACCAGCACACAGGAGAAAACUUGGGGCGGCGGAGACGAAGACCGUGAAGGUGGGGGGGACUGUGAGGCAACGGGUGAAAAAGAGGUGGAGAGAAAAGGAAGAAAAAAGGCAAAACUGAACUGGCUGAGGCCAUCUGGGAAACAGCCAAGUAUCUUCUCAAAGUUCUGCAGUGUGGGGAAGAUCAGCUCAGUGAGCGCGAAGAACCAAAAGAAACCAGGCUCUAUAUACAGUGAUGGCUUAGACCUGAUGGAGCGCCUGUUCCAGGGAAGGCUGGUUCUCAGGACUCGCUGUCUGGAGUGUGAGAGCUGCACGGAGCGCAGAGAAGACUUCCAAGACAUCAGCGUCCCUGUGCUGGACGACACGCCCAGCAGCCCUGAUGACUUCUCUGACAUCUCUCCAGACCCGAAACCAGAAUUAAAGACUUUAAAAUGGGCCAUUGCUCAGUUUGCGUCAGUCGAACGGAUCGUUGGCGAGGACAAAUACUUCUGUGAGACCUGCCAUCAUUACACAGAAGCUGAGCGCAGCCUUUUGUUUGACAAAACUCCUGAAGUUGUCACCAUUCACCUGAAACGCUUCUCCGCCAACACUUUGGAGCUGGACCCUUAUGUCGGCCUGUCUAAAGUCAACACGCCAUUACAGACCCCUCUGACCUUGUCAUUGGACGAGUGGUGUACCCGCCCCUCCACCAGGGGGCAGCAGUAUCAGCUGUUUGCUGUGGUCAUGCACAGCGGCGUCACCAUCAGCAGCGGGCACUACACAACCUACAUCCGCCUGUCAGAUCUGAAAGACGUCAAACUGUGGGACUGUAAAGAUGCCGUGAAGGACAAAGAACAGGAGAGGAAAGGAGGCGAGGAAGCACAACAGAAAAGUGAGGUGCUGCAGUAUGAUGAUGGGGAGGUGUCUUUCAGUGAGAGGGGACAGACGGACGCAAACGGCAGCUUGGCGACCAAUAAAACAGGAAGUAAAAAGCUGUCAGAGGGCGGGGUUGGACUGUUGGGGGGCCAGAGGAGUUCAGCGAGUUACGACCUCGGCAAACACUCCGAUAAAGCGAACAACAGCGGGGCGUCAGAGGGGUCCAAGCAGAGAAGAACUUCUAACACUUUAAACAUCGAAGCAGAAAUGAAAAAGGAAGCCGAGCCUGUAGAGGAGGUGUGGUCGACCUGCAGCGGCGGGAUGGAGCAGAAGGUGGUGAACAGCCUCCUUCAAUACGAGGGCAAGUGGCUGCUGUUUGAUGACUCUGAGGUGCGUUUGUUUCAGGAGGACGAUUUUCUGCGAGCGUGUUCUCCUGAGACGUGCUCGUCAUCAACGCCGUACCUGCUGUUCUACAGACGAACGCCCGAGUCUUGACAUUAAACAACCCAAACAGUACUACAGCAGCCAUAGUGAGCGCUGAGCUCAAGAUUGUUUUUGCAGCGGCGUGUCGUUGCUGUUGGACUCACCUCAAAGAUCUGAACCGGUGAGGGUUCAAAAUCGCUUUCGAUAAGACAUGGGGCACAAUGUUUGCAGGAGACUCGUCUUUUUGAAAUCUGUUAUUUCUUUCUGUCACUAUGUGAUGCUGUGUGUGUGUGUGUGUGUGUGUGUGUGUGUGUGAGCGAGAGAGAUACGCAUUGCUCUUUCACUGGGUUUAUGUGGUUUAUUUUCACAAAAAGCUCUUCAAAUUAUAUAUAUAUAUAUAUAUAUAUAUAUAUAUAUAUAUAUAUAUAUAUGUGCAAUGGUGUUUUCAUGCUAUAUAGUUGCUAAUUUUUCAGAGAUGCAUUUGACCAAUUUUUUUAUUUUCUCCCACAUCAUAAAAAUAUUAUUAAAUCACUUGUAUGUUGAUGCCAUUUAUGCUGCAGAACCUGCAUUUUUAAAAUGUUCAAACAUCUGGGGGAUUUAUAGCUAUUGAUCAUGUAAAAAAUAAAAAAAAAUGGUGGGGGGAUUCUCUAUCAAAGGUUGUACACACAGAGGAAAAAAAUUAACUGUCAUGUGCUUUGGAAGUCCAAAAACUACACAGGCUGAGUCAUACUCUUUACAUGGCAUGUAUUAAUUCAACAUACAGUAUCAGUCAAAAGUUUGGACCCACUUUCAUAUUCAAUUCAAUGGGAACUUGUCCAAAUUUUUAACGGGUACUGUAAAA